Messenger RNA from Aspergillus uvarum CBS 121591, 766 nucleotides. RefSeq lists its product as uncharacterized. Bases 135 to 572 code for a protein of 145 amino acids. NCBI's taxonomy places the organism in Eukaryota, Fungi, Ascomycota, Eurotiomycetes, Eurotiales, Aspergillaceae. The transcript is spliced from 2 exons. The record is from RefSeq and is a predicted model, not a curated record.
UCACAUAGGGUCAUCCCAAUGCCAUCGGUGUGACCGCCAGGAUCUUGUGCAGUAUCAAUCGAUCUGAGGCAGCGAAUACUGAACCAAUCCUGGCCUGAACCAUACGACCUAUUAGACCUGGACAGGUUCCCGCGAUGUACUAUAUCCUCUAUCUUGCCAGUCUCUGCCGACGGCGCCGCUGGCCGGAACCUCUCUACGAAUCAUAUAGCGGCGCUACCGGGUAUACGUGCAUUGUCCGAGUCAACAAUCGCGAGUACCAGACGGACGCCGUCUAUGAGUCGGACACCCUGGCUCGGGAAAAUGCAGCGAUGCGGGCCUACCUGAUUUGCCGCAACUUUUCCGUCAACGACGGCAUGUACCCUGCCGGGUACGACCACGGCGGUGUCAUCCAGGGCAUUCCGGUCGCUAUUGGCACCGGACGCAAAGUCCGGUAUGGGGUGGACGACGCGGACACCUCGACCAGUGGAGAGAGCCGAAGCAGUGGCGGCAGCAGCAGCCCGGAGAGCUAUGGAGGGGAUUGCGAUCGGCAAGCGGCAAUGAGCCCGUCUCGAGCGUUGACGUUUAGUCGGUAGGUUGCUUCUCGAGUGAGAAGCGAGGGAGCGAGGGGAUUGAUGAGAUGAGGCGGGGGAAGCUGAGGUCUAGGCGCACACUGGCCGUGCCGAUACCAAGUAAUAAGCUUGUUCGUGCCUUGGCUUAACUUACAAGAGUUAAGUCAGAGGGACAAGAUGAGAUGAGAUGGAGAUCGGCUUGGCUUUUGAUGACGAUG